AUGAGUUCCGAAGAAUCCAAAAAACUUGACGACGAUGACGACGACCAGGAAUUGGUCACUUUCAAAGAUUUGGGUGUGACUGACGUAUUGUGUGAAACUUGCGAAACAUUAAAAUGGAAAACUCCUACAAAAAUACAAAAAGAAGCUAUUCCAGUAGCUUUGCAGGGCAAAGACAUUAUCGGACUGGCCGAGACUGGGUCUGGAAAAACAGGCGCCUUUGCCAUUCCUAUUUUGCAAGCACUAUUAGAAAACCCUCAAAGAUAUUUUGCUCUCAUUUUAACACCAACGAGAGAACUUGCCUUCCAAAUAUCUGAGCAAAUAGAAGCCCUAGGAUCGAGUAUUGGUGUUAAAUGUGCCGUUAUUGUUGGUGGCAUGGAUAUGAUGGCUCAAUCAUUGAUGUUGGCCAAAAAACCACAUAUUAUUAUAGCAACGCCUGGUCGUCUAGUAGAUCAUCUCGAAAACACCAAAGGAUUUAGCUUACGAAAUUUAAAAGUGCUUGUUAUGGAUGAAGCUGAUCGAAUUUUAAACAUGGAUUUCGAAGAAGAAGUUGACAAAAUUUUAAAAGUCAUUCCUCGAGAAAGGCGCACAUUUUUAUUUUCUGCUACAAUGACUAAAAAAGUACAAAAGCUGCAUCGGGCAUCUUUGGUUGAUCCUGUGAGGGUAGAAGUGUCUACAAAAUUCCAAACAGUUGAACAGCUGCAACAAUAUUACAUUUUCAUUCCUGUAAAAUACAAAGACGUAUAUUUAGUACACAUAUUAAAUGAAAUGGCUGGCAAUUCGUUUAUGGUAUUUAUGGCCACUUGCAAUGGAACUGUUCGUGUAGCUCUUUUGCUCAGAAAUUUGGGUUUGGACGCCAUACCAUUGCAUGGUCAGAUGACACAAAAUAAGCGACUGGCCUCGCUGAAUAAAUUUAAAUCAAAAUCUAGAUCAAUACUUAUAUCAACUGAUGUUUCCAGUAGAGGUUUGGAUAUUCCACAUGUUGAUGUUGUAAUCAAUUUUGACAUGCCUACUCACAGUAAAGAUUACAUUCACAGAGUUGGACGAACUGCCAGAGCUGGAAGAUCAGGAAAAGCUAUUACACUUGUGACUCAGUACGACAUUGAAUUGUAUCAAAGGAUAGAACAACUUAUUAGCAAAAAGUUGCCAUUAUAUCAAGUUGAGGACGAUGAAGUAAUGUGUCUACAAGAACGUGUGUCCGAAGCUCAAAGACUGGCCAAAAUGAAUAUGAAAGAUAUGGGAGAUAAAAAAGGUAAGAGAGACCUUGACGAUGAUGAAGAAGGCGCAAUGGGAGUGAGGAAGAAGAAUAUUGGUAGAAAUAAAUCUAAUAAAUCCAAAAAGUUUAAAAAAAAGUAA
Macrosiphum euphorbiae (potato aphid) is the source of this 1353-nucleotide messenger RNA. NCBI's taxonomy places the organism in Eukaryota, Metazoa, Arthropoda, Insecta, Hemiptera, Aphididae. The record is from the annotation of a GenBank genome assembly.